AUGUCAUUUUAUUAUUACAUAUAUGAAUGCCGCUUCUCAAAGGAGAACAGUUUUGGAAUGAUACAAUGCCGGACUCCCCCUUUGAAAGGGAUGGGGACAUCUUGUGCAGGUGCUAGAAUUAAACGCCAAGCUCAUAAUUCCAUUUCUGUCGGAUUUAAAAUGGACAACGUGACAUCAGUGCAGGAUACUGGUCUUGGUCUUGAAUAUGUGGAUAACCCUGUUUACAACAACCUGUCUGAGAGAACACCAUUCAAGGCAGAGAAACUUCUGUACAUAACGGGGAAGAAUUUAACUGCAGCAGCUACAAUAAAGGAUAUAAAGGUGUACGUGUGCAACAGCUCCUGUAUGAUAACAAAUUUGAAUGACACAAACUUGAUGUGCACAUUGCCAAAGGUUGCACAUGGUUGUGCAGAAGAGGAAUUGCCUAUUAAGGUCAUUGUUGGCUAUGCCGAAUACAAUAUUGGUUCCUUGCAACCGGAUAUAAAUACAAUCUUGGAAUACAUCCUCCCAUCAGCCAUAAUCAGUGCAAUACUCUUAGUGCUGCUGAUUGUUAUUACCCUGAAAUUCAGACGUCACAAACAAAAGCGCCAGAGGGACAUGGAGCGUAUACAGAACCAAUAUGAGCUGUUGGAACGCAAUGUUCGCCAGGAAGCUCGGCAAGAAUUUGCUGAUCUGCAGCAGGACAUCAAACUUGUUACAUCAGAUGUAAUAAGACAUGGCGUGCCAUAUAAGGAACUUUCGCAUUACACUUACGCCAUGCUCUUUCCUGCAGAUAUCAUGUCAGAAAACUUCUUAUUAAAUCACUCACAGACAGGAUGGGUAGAUGAAAAUUUUAACCAGAAUACUCUGAAGAUGUUGGACUCUCUUGUUGGCAAUAAGUUCUUCCUGUUGACUUGUCUUCGUGCUUUGGAAACGGAGAAGAAGAUGACAGCCAGAGACAAGUCUUACCUGGCCAAUAUUGUGACAGUUAUUUUACUGGACAAACUGGAUUACCUGAUGCAAAUAUGGAUGGAGCUAUUUAAGGAGCAUGUGUCUCGAGCAGUUGAGAGAAAACAGCAGAAACAGAUCAUGAGAAGGAAUGAAACUAUUGUAGAAAAGAUGAUCAGCAACUGGCUUUCUCUGUGCAUGUAUGAUAAUAUGAAGAACCAUACAGGGUCAAGUUUAUACAUGUUGUACAAAGCAACAGAGAUGUUAACAGAUUAUGGGCCUGUGGAUGCUGUGACUGGAGAGGCACACUACACCUUGUCUGAGGAGAGGCUGCUCAAAGAAACCAUUCGUAAUGAACAACUGACCAUUACAGUGGAUGUGAGUGGAAAUGAAUAUUCCUGUAAAGUGUUGGAUUGUGAUGCAAUUAGUCAAGUGAAACAGAAGUGUCUAAACCAGAUUUAUACAAGUGCCCCGGUGUCAGAACGUCCUCGGGAAGAGCAGGUGGAUCUGGAAUGGCACUCCGGAAAGAAUGGCAGACUUAUUUUGAACAACUUUGACAAUACAACUGAGGCUGACGGGGAGUGGCGCAGAAUAAAUACUCUAAAACAUUUCAAUGUCAAAGAUGGAUCAAAGAUGGCCCUACUGAGCAAAGAGGAUGAAGGAAUUGAGACUGACAGUCCCUAUGGAAACAUAGGUUGCUCGUCAGCAAGUCUAAUAUCUACAAAUGAUAUUAAUGUGGAUGAGGACUCCAGAAUCUGGCAUCUGGUGAGAACAGAAGAUAACAACGAUGACAGUAAGCAAUGUGUGAUAAGUGAGAUAUACUUAACCAGACUAAUGUCAACUAAGGUUCCACUGUUGACUUUCCUAGAUCAUUUUGUGGAGACUGUAUUUAGUCAAUCCAGUGUACCAGUGGCAGUUAAAUUUUUGUUUGACUACUUUGAUCAACUGGCUUCAGACAAUGGAUUAAAUGACUCUGACGUCUGUCACAUCUGGAAGAGCAAUACUUUGCCUAUUCGGUACUGGGGUAAACUGCUGAAGGCUCCUCACCAUGCCUUUGAUGUGUGCAAGCCUGAUCUCUCUGAGCCCAGUUUAGAGGUUUUGGCUCAGUGUUUCAUAGACAGCUGUUCUCUCACAGAACUGCGUAUGGGCAAGGACUCCCCAGCUAGCAAACUGCUUUUCAGUAAGGAUGUGAUCCGUUACAGACAAAGUGUGUCUACUUUCUAUGACCGUGUGGAAGACAGCUCUGCUGUGUCAGAGCAGGAUAUCACUGAAGAGCUGUCCAAUUUGUCCAUGGCCUUACAUGCAAACAACCUCUUCAGCAAAACAGCGGCUUUCUAUGAACUGUCAAAAGUGGUGAAGUCUCACGAGUGUAAAAUUAUAGAAGCUUUGGAGGAAAACCCAGAGGCAAAAAAACUUCAGCUAGGACACAAGUUGGAAGAAUUCCUGGAGACGAUGACAGCAUGAUGCUGAGCAAGGGUUAUUUUUCAACGUCAACUUUGAUAUAUUAAAGCACUUAGUGCAUUGUCUUGGAUUUAAUGUAAUUACAUGAAGUAUGAGGGUAGAGAAAUUGGAGAAAGUUUUGAUUUUUUUAUGUUUCAUUUGUUUUGUCUCAUAUUUGAACUAUUGAUUCAUAUAUAUUCUUGGUAAAGUAUAAAGUAUUAUAUUUUUCAGAACAUUAUUUUUGCUCAAGCUGUUAUUGGUCAUUUUAGAGUAUGUUUAUGCCUUGUAUGAUUGUAUGAUGUCUAGUUUUUGGGUCACUUUAAUUUGUCUGCCGGUGUAUGAAUAUAAAUACAUGUAUGUGUACAUUUGUUUUGGAGGGGGCGUGGGGUGGUCUUCUACCACAGCCUGUGUUUUUUGUGUUGUAUUUUUCACCUAAUAUAUGUGUAUCUCACCUAUCUUAAUCUUGAUGCGGCAUAAUUUAAUGAAAAUGAACAUUCCAGUGAUUGUUUUCUUCAAGGUUUAACAUUAUGCCUUUUACAAUCACAUUAUAUGGUGCAUGUGUGAUUUGUUUUGAGUUUAUGUGGAUUGUACCAAUUAGUAAUAUUGUAAAUGGCCACUAAGGUCGUUCAUUUCAUUUGUGUUGCCCAGUUGUCGUGUAUUGAGAGUUGUAGAGAGUUUCAGGGGUGUUGUAUGGUUUACUACUAGUUGGAGUUGAGUCAAAUUUAUUCUUAUUAUCACAUAUGUUUUUGUUUAAGUGGUAAACAUUUUCUAUAUAACAAAGUUUUUUCAAGGAGGCACCUUAGGCUCUGAUCAGCAAAGUGGUUGCCGUGUUAACUGCAAUGAUUAUAAUGUCACUCUGUGUGUCAGGGCAUAAGUUGAAGAAAUCUUUCGGGUAUUUCUUGCUUUCACGAAUUUGGACACUUUGAUACAUGGUCAUCCAGAGUGCUAUUUUGUGUGAAUUAUUCCAUAUACCUAUCUUUUGUUUUCAUUUUUCGUCAGUGCUUAAAGGUGAACACAAGACAGGAAUAUUUGAUUAUUUUACAUUGCAAUUACAUUAGAUUUAAAUGUUUUUUAUUCCUUACAAAACCUACAAAGCAUUACAGACAUAUUAGAUGUUAAAUGAUCAGAUUUAUGUUUUCAGGCAUAGUGUAUAUCUUUGAAUACAUUAUACCAUUGAUACAACACACGUCUUAGUUCUGCCUAUUGGUGUCAUUGUUUUGGUUGCAUUUUUUAUGUGAACGUGAUAAAAUGAGUUUUUGGCAUGCUUUCAUUUGAUUUCUUGAUCAGUGUUCCUCGCAUUACUAACAGGGAUAAUUUGUAAUUGCUAUACUGAAAAAGAACUCAAAUCUUGCUCUUGAUCAUGUCAAAAACACUUAUCGCUUCAGUUUUAGAGCUUGUAUACAAUCGAACUAUGAUUAUUAUAAUACAUUAGGUAUAUAUUAUAUAUAUAAGAAAAAUUGAUAGGUUAGGACCACUCGUGGCACUGUUUUGGGGGGUAGACUACAUGCAGUAUGGUACUGUAUUUCAUAGAACUGGAGAUAAGGAUAUGCGUAAUUUGUAUGGCAUUAAGUAGCUUUUAGGCUAUCUCCUACCAACUAAUUGGUGGCAUUUUUCAUUGCUUUAAAGGUAGACUGAAUGACGCAUGCAGGAUGAAAUUGUAUGGCAUAUAGUACUGAAAAGAACGAUAUACACUGUAUAUAAGCUGUAUGAGACCAAUGCCAAUCGGAUUAAGAACUGUUACGACAACCCCCUACCCCUCUGGAGUCCUAAUCUAGAUUUAGUUUUUAUCAGUAUAAUCCUUUUGAUUUAAACAAUGUACAUCUUCUGACAUUAUGCACUCACGUACAGAGUACAAAUCUAGAGCACCAUAUAAAAGGAUGACUUUCUUUAUAUUUCAUUUGAAGCAAAAUUCGUCAUGGAUGCGUUAAUUGAGAACUCGCUCCAUUCGGCCAACGCUUAUAUACUUGAAGGCUGUUCACCUCCAGGGUUUUAAGUCCAGUUUCCGGUAUACGCGCGACCGCCCCCACGCGGAAACUCACUAGAACCUGAAUCCGUUAUAGGUCCUAUGAGAUUGGAAUGAUAUGUGUUGAAUUGAAAUAUCUGGAGUUAUAGCACAGAGACAUUUCCUAGAUGUGGCAUUUUCGGUUAUAAGCCUGCAAAUAGGGCCUAGAUUGUGUAUUGUUAAUUUGUAUGAAGUUUGGUUACACGUGUUCAUGCCCUGCUAACGCACGAUGGCGUCUAAACCUCGGAAUCGUCUGCAUGAUGAAUGUUUUUGGCCAGAUCUCUCCGGUUUCCCCACACGUGUUAAACCCAUUAGAUAGCCAUAACCAAAAUGAGUAGAGUAGUUCAACACAAUUUAUAACCUAUAGAACCUGUGUCCGGUUGUUCAAAAGUAUAUUAGCAGUUUAGAUCGGUAUGCGAUUGUGUGUUAAAUGUGAUGGCAACACAUCUCUUUUUCCGUAAUUCUCCAUCAGUGACGUCUAAUAAAUUGCUGUAUGUGGGAAGGUCCUUCAGCGACCUGCAGAUGUAUAAGUGAAAUGUUCAUGAGUACGGCGUAAAACAC
Liolophura sinensis is the source of this 4930-nucleotide messenger RNA. RefSeq names its product plexin-B2-like. Gene Ontology annotation, cellular component: plasma membrane; semaphorin receptor complex. The coding region runs from base 1 to 2391 and encodes 796 amino acids. The transcript has 19 exons. The record is from RefSeq and is a predicted model, not a curated record. Gene Ontology annotation, biological process: semaphorin-plexin signaling pathway; negative regulation of cell adhesion; positive regulation of axonogenesis. Gene Ontology annotation, molecular function: semaphorin receptor activity. Lineage: Eukaryota; Metazoa; Mollusca; Polyplacophora; Chitonida; Chitonidae.